CUGACUGGAUGAAGGGGGUCCAGCCCUCCUGGGCUUCCUUUCUUUCUCCUUCCAUCUCUCAGCAGCUCGAUCAGCCGAUCUUUCAGCAGGAGUCUGAUGUGUGAACUCUGGGAGUCCAUCAGCACCGCGCGCGUUAUUGUUGGCCACUUUUCCAACAGGACACUCUUCGCGCGUCCUCGAGUUUCAGUGAAUGUUCAAGGAAUGGAAAGUAUUCUGCUGGAAUUAUAAGCUCGAGGUCAAACGGGACAGAAGCAGAUAAAGUUGAAGUCUUUGGAUUCCGGGACUUGGUUUAUAUGAACCUGUUCUCUGGAUCCGUGGACGCGUUGCGCAGCGGUGGAAACUCCGGGUUCAUGUCGCUCUCCUGGAUCAUGGAUCAGCGGACGGUUCGGUUCCAAAUCAUGUGGCUGCUCGUGUGCUCCCUCAUCGCGGUGCUUAGCGGUGAACAUUACCCCACACAGGCCCAGGUGAUGUCCUCCAAAGCGCUGAGGGCUUCAAACACACGCAGCAAUGUAACAGACAGCAAUCGCCUCACAGACUUGUACCGGAAGGAAGAGGUCAUAAUGGUCAAGAGCGGAGGUCACGUCCAGAGCCCGCGCUUCCCCAGCUCAUACCCUCGCAACCUGCUGUUGUCAUGGAAACUGCUCUCGCCUGUCCACACACGAAUCCUGCUGGAAUUCGACGCUCAGUUUGGACUGGAAGAGGCGGAGAAUGGAGUCUGCAGGUAUGAUUAUGUGGAAGUGGAGGAUAUUUCAGAAACCAGCACAAUCAUCUGGGGCCGCUGGUGCGGUCAAAGAUCUCCAUCACGGAUCACAUCCAAAACAAACCUCAUCAAAAUCACCUUCAAAUCGGACGAUUACUUCGUAGCAAAACCAGGAUUCAAAAUCUGCUAUUCGCUGUUGGACAGCUCACCUCUUGCAUCUCUGACCAACUGGGAAGCGGUUACAAUGACGAUCUGGGGGGGAUUUCUGGGACAGGACACCCCGCUGUCUGCGGCCGCGCUGGACAGCGAUAUCGCCAGUGUCAGCACGGUGGAAGAGUUACUGAGACACCUGAAUCCGUUCACCUGGCAGGAAGACCUGGAGCAACUGUACACACAGACACACUACUACAGACCACGAGCUUACCACACCGACCGCAAACACAAGCUUGAUCUCGACCGUCUCUACGAUGACGUGAAGCAGUACAGCUGCACUCCGCGCAAUUUCUCGGUGAAUCUCCGCGAGGAGCUGAAGGUGACCAACGCCGUGUUUUUCCCACGAUGCCUCCUGGUGCAGCGCUGUGGGGGAAACUGCGCCUGUGGCACCGACAACUGGAACUCCUGCAGCUGCAGUGCCGGAAAAACCGUGAAGAAACUACACGAGGUGCUGAAGUUUUCCCCGGGUGCGAGUUUCUACAGGAAGAAAACACGUGCUCACUGGGUUCUGGAGGAGAUUUACCUGCAGCAUCAUGAGAGAUGUGACUGUGUGUGUCAGUCCAGACCGCCGCGAUGAACACACACACACACACGCACUGUCACUGCACUCCAUUCAGACGUAUAUCUUCAGGUCAUGCCUCCAUCUAAACACAAACCCUUUUGAUAACAUAAGACACACACAGCGUUGGGAGACUUUGAUAUGUAGCUUUCUCUGUUUCUGUUUUAUUCUUGAUGUUAAGUGUUAUUGUGUCCAGUAAAGUUCUCACCAAUGGAAUGUAAAUGAAUAUUAAUGAGGCUUUUGCUCUCUGAGACCAAUCAGAAGUCAGAGCUCCCUGAGGGGGCGGUUCCUCCUCCAAUCUGAUCUAAUCCCGUGUUAUUUAUUAAAAGAAAUGUCUUUGUCUUUUUAUAACUGUGAUCAUGCUGUCGCAUGUGGGUUUAGUUUUCAUAUUCUCUUUGUUGUCUGAUCAAAGGUCUUAUUGAAGUGAAUCUCAAAAACAUGUCCAGUUCACCCUAAAAUGUAAAGAAAGAUAAAUAAAGAAGCCUUGUUUUAGGUCUGAUUCUGUAAGUCUGUUUAGAAAAUUUCUCAUAAUAAUGACUUACCAACCAUAUCAUGCUAAUGAGAAACUUUAGCAUGAUAUGGUUCAAAGUUGAUCAAAGUUAUAGCUUGGUAUUUUAUUAAUUCGUCAUUAAGUUUCAGUUUUAUGUAGUAAAAUUUAGGGGGAAAAAUCUUUGAUUCUGUGUCUCAUAAUGAUGUGAAGCUGAUAAUAAUGAUGAUAGUUUCUCAUUAGAUGUUUUCUCAGAAUAAUGACAUCAUCAAUGCAAUUAAUGUAAUAAAGUAAUUUCAAGAAAGUUUCUCAAUAUGUUAAAUCAUUUUUACGAGAAUGAUUCUCAAUACAUAUCAUUAGAAAGUUGCUCAUAUUUAUGAUAGUCAUUAUUAUGUGAAAUUUUCUUGUCAUUAUUAUGAUUUAGAGAAUCAUUUUAUUUACUCAACUGAGACAGAAACAUUACUGUAUUUUUUGACAUUUUUAUUCUCAAAUUCUCAUUACUCAAUAUUUUUACUGCAGCAGUAACAAAAAUUUAGCAAUUGUAUUAUUUAACUCAGCAUGAUGGAAGUACAUCAAUAUUACCAUUAUGUAUAAAUAUUUUUAUAAUUUAAUCUUUUUUACAUUCCAGCAACAAUUUAAGAUUUAUCUUAAUGAUCCUAAAAAUGGGAUUUUCGUCUAGCAAAAUUUGUAUUUAUUAUUUUUGGUGUGAAAUAUCACCUGGACAUGUUCUUUGUCAGAUAUCAUGACAUGAAAACACAUGAGGUGUAUAUGACAGUGGUCUGUUGAUGUUUCAUCAGCCAACUAAAGCACUUCAUUACACACAAACUAUUAUAAUUGUCUUGCAUAGCCUAUUUAUUGUGUGGACAGAUGACAUGAUGUUCUCCGUCUUUUCUCUCGUGUGCGAUGAUCCGCUUCAGUAGCGGGCGGUCCCGGACUCUCCUUUAUCUCCCUGUAAAUCUGCGGGGUUCCUCUGUUCCCUGAUCGGGCUUUAAUUUACCGGCGGCGCGGCCCUGCGGGACUCGUUCAUUCUGCUGUGGUUCAGCGGGAGCGCCGCGCCGCAGGGACGGAUGUUGACGGUGUGGAUUUAGCCUUUAAUUACGAGGCUUUUAAAGCGCUUUUAUUAAACUUCAAGACACGCAAAAUGAAACCAAUGAUUCUCUCUCGUCUCUCAAAAGCAGUCUGUGGAGUAGAGUCCGUUUUGCACCAUUGAUUGAGUCGAAUAUGAUGUCUGUAAUUAGCCAGACCAGUUUUCCACAUGUAUUGUGUCAUAAAAAGCACCAAAAUAAACGAACUCUGUCAUGUUUA
Molecule: messenger RNA, 3264 nt
Organism: Ctenopharyngodon idella (grass carp)
Lineage: Eukaryota; Metazoa; Chordata; Actinopteri; Cypriniformes; Xenocyprididae
Gene: pdgfd
Product: platelet derived growth factor d
Exons: 7
Coding region: 294-1490 (398 amino acids)
Biological process (GO): positive regulation of cell migration; positive regulation of cell population proliferation; positive regulation of protein autophosphorylation
Cellular component (GO): membrane
Molecular function (GO): platelet-derived growth factor receptor binding; growth factor activity
Source: RefSeq, a predicted model, not a curated record